AAACUCAUCAUCAACAACCCCAAAACACACAGUAGAAAGAAUAGCUUCAAUGGCUUCACCAAAACCCUACUACCGGAGAUCAAACCCCCGGUACCUUUCCGGCGAUCAAACCACUCCUAUCGUAACCGACUCCAUCUUCGAGCUCGACGAAUCCGACAUCUGGAACGCCACCGCACCGUCACCGGACCUCCGAAAAACCCUUCCAACCCACCGGAUCUCCAUAAAACCCUCAUCUCCGGCGACGGUUAAGCGACCGGAGAUCGGAGGAACCGCGUCGUCGCUGCCGGUGAAUGUGCCAGACUGGUCGAAGAUCCUGAAGGAAGAUUUUCGUCGGAGACGAAACGACGUCGUUGAUGAUGAUGAGGAUGAUGAUGAAGAUUCCGGCGAGUUUGACGGCGGCGUUGGUUGCCGGAUUCCGCCGCAUGUGUUUUUGGCGCGAAACAGGAAUGCAUCGUUUUCUGUGCAUGAAGGGAUUGGGAGGACUUUGAAAGGAAGAGAUUUGAGUAGGGUUAGAAAUGCAAUUUGGGAGAAAAUUGGGUUUCAGGAUUAAUUUUUUUUUUUUUUUUUUUUUGAUAAUUAUUAAUUGAUCUUUUUUUUUUUUUUUUUUUUUUUAUAAAUUUAGGUUAGUGUUACUACGGACUACGGAGUAUAAAUUGCAUUUUGAGAGAGGUUUUGUUAUAAUCUUAAUUUACGAAUUAAUUGGAUAUGAUUUUGAUUUUCUUUUUAGUGGA
Messenger RNA from Helianthus annuus (common sunflower), 731 nucleotides. RefSeq lists its product as uncharacterized. Lineage: Eukaryota; Viridiplantae; Streptophyta; Magnoliopsida; Asterales; Asteraceae. The record is from RefSeq and is a predicted model, not a curated record. The transcript has a single exon. The coding region runs from base 50 to 550 and encodes 166 amino acids.